Messenger RNA from Betta splendens (Siamese fighting fish), 1515 nucleotides. RefSeq names its product homeobox protein DBX1-B-like. The coding region runs from base 272 to 1183 and encodes 303 amino acids. The record is from RefSeq and is a predicted model, not a curated record. Lineage: Eukaryota; Metazoa; Chordata; Actinopteri; Anabantiformes; Osphronemidae. Gene Ontology annotation, molecular function: DNA binding; DNA-binding transcription factor activity, RNA polymerase II-specific. Gene Ontology annotation, biological process: cell differentiation in spinal cord; regulation of transcription by RNA polymerase II. The transcript has 4 exons.
UGACAGCAGAUGAUUCGGCGCCGCCGCUGUUUGUAGCCGAGACUUUUAUUUCCCACAGUCCAUCAGAGGAGCUGCACCAAUCACGUUCCUCCGCUGCUGCGUUCAAACAGCUCCGCGCAGAAGAGAUGUGCCGAGGGUUGAACUUGUGCGCGUGUGUGUGCGCGCGCGCGCGCGUGUGUGUGUAGGAGUGACUCCUUGUAUAAAACCUCCCCUAGAGGCCGCGGAGGCCCAGAGGACGCAGACUGACUGUGCGUGUGAGUACUUUGGCACCAUGAUGAUGUUUCCGUGCAGCGCGCUGCCGCCUCCGUUCUACCCGGCUUUGCUGCGUCCUCCCGCGGCUCUGUCUGCUCCGCUGGCCCGCUCGCUCCCCUCGGGCUUCCUCGUGGAGGAUCUCCUCAGACUGAGCCAGCCCGUCGGCUACAUACACAGAACUUUCUCUUGCACUGGUCCCGGGGACGGCGACCCGCUCAUCGCGCGCCCGGGCUCGGGCUCGUUCGGACCCGGUUCGGAGCGCUGCGUUGUCCAGAACCGGAGCAGCCCCGGGUCUCCAGAGACGACCUGCCCGGACGCGGCCCACCUCAAGUUCGGCGUCAGUGCGAUACUGGCGCCGUGCACGCGAAGCGGGCAGAGUUUCUCCACAAAGUCCUUCCCCGUGCCUUUGAUUGACGGACGCCUCCAUCCCUUCAGCAGAGCCGCUUACUUCACAGCCUCCUCCUCCGUGGUUCCUGUCCCAGGAACCUUUUCUUGGCCUCUGGCGCCCAGAGGGAAGCCCAGGAGGGGCAUGCUGCGGCGGGCGGUGUUCUCAGACCUGCAGAGAAAAGCCCUGGAGAGAACAUUCCAGAAACAGAAGUACAUCAGCAAACCGGACAGGAAGAGACUUGCCAGCAAACUGGGUCUGAAAGACUCCCAGGUGAAGAUCUGGUUUCAGAACCGCAGAAUGAAAUGGAGGAACUCCAAAGAGCGCGAGCUGCUGUCAGCCGGGGGCUGCCGUCAGCAGACCCUCCCCACAAAGACCAACCCCCACCCAGACCUCACGGACGUGGGCUCCAGCUACUGCCACAGGCCGGACGGGACCGCACCCACCAGCGCACAGGACAAUGGGCUUCACCAUCACUGUCCGUCCUCACCGUCAGGCUCUAGCAAACAGUCACAGUCGGACAGUGAGGAAAUCACAGUCUCCUAACUCCAACUGUACAGUCCCUGUAAAAACGCUGUGAAGACCAGCAGAACGAGGCUCACGUCCUCGGUGGAACCUCAAUACUUGUGUACAGCCCUGUAUAUGUAUAUAUUGUAUAGGCUUUACUGAACUGUUUUAGAUUGAAUAUUUGUAGAAUUAAAUAUUUUAAUGUCUUAUUUUUGUGUAUUUCCUAAAAUAAAUUCUAAAAUUCUCUUUUUCUGGCAACAUCAGAUGUUUAUUAACCCUUCAGUUCGAGGUUGAACCGAUCUAAGGAACGUUAAAGGUCAGAAAUCAUUGCUUGACCACUGACCCCAUAAUAAAGCUUUAACAUACAAACA